Molecule: messenger RNA, 1685 nt
Organism: Hordeum vulgare subsp. vulgare (domesticated barley)
Lineage: Eukaryota; Viridiplantae; Streptophyta; Magnoliopsida; Poales; Poaceae
Exons: 3
Coding region: 1-1296 (431 amino acids)
Molecular function (GO): protein binding
Source: RefSeq, a predicted model, not a curated record
AUGGAGGAUGCCGCAAGGCCGCCGACAAACCCCACAUCCAGUCUCCGGAAGCAGCCUCAUAAAAAUCCAACAUUUACGUUCCCGUUGCUGAAAAAUAGAUCCCCAAAUCCAUCCACGGAGCCACUGCAAGGUAGAUCCCCAAAUCCACCACCAACGAUGGCGCCGCCGCCCAUCUUCCGAACCCAAGACGAGCUCCUGGAGGAGAUCUUCUUCCGCCUCACCACGGCGGCAGACCUAGCCAGCGCCUCCGCGGCGUGCGCUCCCUUCCGCCGUCUCAUCACCGACCACGGCUUCCUCCGCCGCUACCGCGCACUCCACCCGCCGCCUCUCAUCGGCGUGUUGGACAACGGCACCCUCGUCCCUGCCCAGCCGCCGCACCCCUCCGCCGUCGCCGCACGCGCCUUCGCCGGCUUCGACUUCUCCUGCAAAUCCUUCCUCCCCACCAAAUCCGGCCGUGCCUGGUUGCAACUUGACUUCUUGGACGGCCGCGCCCUCCUCGCCGGCGUGCUUGAAAGCGACCCUGCGGCGAUGGUCUUGAACCGCCACCAACUUUUGUUCAGCGACAUAGCUGUGUGCGACCCCGUGCACCGCCGCUACGUCCUGCUUCCCGCCGUCCCCUGUGAGCUGACGGCGCUGGUCCCUAAACACGACCUCUUGCAUCUGGAGGCAUUCCUGGCCCCCGGUGAUGAUGAGGAAGACCCUUUAUCAUUCAGGGUCAUGUGCUUGGCGCAACGCAGAAGCAACAGGGUGCUCCUCGUCUCCUCCUCCUCUUUGGGUGGACAAUGGCAUUCUUUUACAUUUGACCAACAUCAGGGUGGGCUGUUUGGUCGUCAAUUGGUUCACGGAUACUUCUGUUGGUAUUCACCUUUUCCCAAAAAGUUGCUUCUGCUUGACAUACAUUCCAUAGAGUUAUCUGCUGUCAGCCUCCCACCCGAACUACGUGAGAGCUAUGGUUUUGUUAUUGUCGAGGCAGCACAAGGAAUGCUUGGGAUGCUCACUAUAGUCGAUGGCGGGGACAACGAAGAUGGCCGAGCAUUGCUUAAGUACUCCAUUCCGAGAAAUAACCAAUGGCACCUUGAGAAGUUCAUCCUGUUGCCGGUGGAGCAUAUGUAUAUGCUUGGUGUAGCCGGGGGAUAUGCGCUCCUAGCGACAGACUGCACCACACCUUCACAAGGUAAGCGAAGGUUCUUUUCGGUGGACGUCAAGACAUUGCAGGUCGAGUUGUUCGGCGAAGGCUCCCUAGGUGGUGAACUAUAUUCUGGUUUCCCACCAUCAUUGUGUGCACCAACUAUAUGAACUGACGCUGAUGCCACUUGACCUAGGAAGAAGAAGUUGGUUCCUCUGAGCGUGUUGUGGAUCGGAUGUAUUCGUUCGUUCAAUGCCGAGGCCGUGUCGGAAGCUAUGAUCCGUGCGUGUGCGCGCUUGCCAAGUUGCAGCAUUUGAACUUUUGAAGUGCAUGCCAAUCUCUGAACUUUUUUUAGGUUCUUGUUACUGCAAUCUUAAUGUCUAACAGCACGGUAUGCCCUGCUUAGUAGAACCCGAGCUUGCUUGUAUCGACUGAGCUCCUGCAAUGGCAAGGAAGUCUAGAAUAUUAUUGGACCGGAUGAAAUGCUUUGUUUCGAUGAAUCACAACUAAAUAUUACUACUAGUAUAACUAUAAGAGGUCCCAGAUAGUUGCGUUGGAA